Molecule: messenger RNA, 4905 nt
Organism: Topomyia yanbarensis
Lineage: Eukaryota; Metazoa; Arthropoda; Insecta; Diptera; Culicidae
Exons: 1
Coding region: 1-4905 (1634 amino acids)
Biological process (GO): DNA integration
Molecular function (GO): nucleic acid binding
Source: RefSeq, a predicted model, not a curated record
AUGAGUCAAAUUGAUGAAUGGGUCCAGGAAGUGAAGCGCGCUCAGCAGCAAGGCGAAAUGGUUGUAGCCGGUUCAUGUAACUUCAACCCACAACGUCAUUCAACGCAUAAUCUUGCUGUGGAAGAACAGCGUCCGGAUGCAGGAGCUGCUUCACGACUACUGCGUAAUCAGUCAAGGGUCUUAAUUCCGAUUCAAUCUUCUCUGGUCAAUAAUCCCGAUUGUAGCAAGGGUUCUAAACAACCAAUUUCUCAACUAGACUGUUCUAUUGACCAAUCGUCCGUUCCGGGCCAUUCAGUUUCACGAAGGGGAAACAGCAUUGUUUCAGCCGUAAGUCGAAGUGUUUCCGCGGUUAAUCAAAAUGUUAUCCGCCAGAGCCAUGCUUUCCCACAACAUUCCCGUCCACCCACUCGAGAACAGAUAGCUGCGCGCCAGGCGGUGUCGAAGGAUUUGCCUCAGUUUUCCGGAAACCCCGAGGAAUGGCCGAUUUUCCUGUCAACUUUCAAUAACUCUACAGCGAUGUGUGGUUUCAGUGACGAGGAGAACACUCUCCGACUUCAAAGGUGCCUUAAAGGCAAGGCGUAUGAAGCCGUUAGAAGUCGUCUGAUGCAUCCAUCCAAUGUGCACGGGGUGAUAGCGACAUUACGAAUGCUGUUUGGGCAACCAGAGGCUAUUGUUCAUUCGCUGAUUUCGAAAAUCAACUCGUUGCCGUCGAUCAGAGAGGAUAAGCUUGAAACGAUAGUGGAUUUCGCCGUCAACGUACAAAACUUUUGCGCUAUAGUUGAUGCCUGUGGUUUGGAGGAGUAUUUAUACAACAUCUCUCUUCUGCAUCAGCUCGUGUGCAAACUUUCUCCAUCGAUAAAAUUAGACUGGGCUCGAUAUAGACAAACCGUUCCUUCUGUUAACCUUGCGACGUUCGGAAACUGGGUGUACUCUCUCACCGAAGCGGCCAGUGCUGUGACGAUCCCGCCAAUUGUGCAGGAAUCCAAAUUGCUUAGGAACGAGCCACGAGGAGCAAGGAAGGGAAAUGCCUUCAUGAAUGUUCACUCCGAUCCUCAGCUCGAUUUCACAUCAUCAAGUCCGCCAAAGGUCCACGAAUACGUCAAGCCGUCUGCCAUUAACGUAUGUCUAAUCUGCAAAGGGAGUUGUAAGGCAGUAGAGAAAUGCAUGCAUUUUCAAGACCUUUCACGGGAUUCACGGUGGGCAGCGGUCAGAGAAUUUGGACUAUGCCGCAGAUGUCUCCAUCGACACAACGGUGGCUGUAAAGCAAAGCCAUGUGGGAAGAACGGUUGUGAGCUGAAACAUCAUGCACUGCUCCACAAUGAACAAAGGAACGUUGUACUGGAUCAGAAGCACCCAAUUUCAACUGGUAGGGCUCCUUCGCCACAGCCGGGAACCAGCCAUGAGCCCCGUAGGUGUAACACUCAUGGAAUCGACCUGGGUACUGUAUUGUUUCGAUACUUGCCGGUGAUUCUCUACGGGAAAAAUCGGAUGGUAAGAACAUAUGCCUUUUUCGACGACGGUUCGGAACUAACAUUGCUUGACCAAGAGCUGGCGAAUGAGUUGUCCUUAGACGGCGAUGUUCAACCUUUAUGUUUGCGUUGGACUGGGGGCACUCAGCGAAAUGAGGAUAAGUCAAGAGUCGUUAGCCUAGACGUAGCCGGUAUACGAAGCCAAACCAAGAAGUUCCGCUUGGAUACCGUGAGAACUGUCGAGGAGCUGUUACUUCCACCUCAAACGCUGAACGUAGACAAGCUAGCGGAUGUGUAUCCACACCUUCGAGGUCUACCAAUCGAUUCGUAUUUCGACGCUCGACCUCGAAUCCUUAUUGGGAUGAAACACGCCGGAAUAAGUCUCGUCCAGAAGACUAGAGAGAUGAGGUUGGAUGAUCCGAUAGCGGUAAAGACACGUCUAGGCUGGACGGUUUGUGGUAACUGGCAAAUGGAUCGAUCAAUUGAUUCCGCUCUGUGCACAUUCCAUGUUCAUCGAGCCGAUCAGGACCAAGAAACAGACGAGUCCUUGCAUCAAGCUAUGAAAGCGUAUUUUACGCUGGAUAGCCUUGGCCUGUCGAAACCAGUGAAUACUUUACUCUCGUCCGAUGAUCAGCUCGCUCAACACCUACUUCAAUCUUUGACAACGUUUCAAGAAGACCGAUACGAGACCGGUCUGCUAUGGCGUUACGACAAUGUGCGCCUGCCAGAUAAUCGAGCAAUGGCUCUGCGUCGACAUUACUGUCUGAAAAAACGCAUGGAAAAGGAGCCGGUGCUAGCGCAGGUCCUAAAUCAGAAAAUUGCCGACUACUUGUCUAAAGGAUACGCACGAAAACUCACCAACGAUGAACUGAGCCAAACCUUACCACGUGUGUGGUAUCUACCCAUAUUCCCGGUCACCAACCCGAAUAAACCCGGGAAACUUAGAAUGGUUUGGGAUGCAGCAGCCAAGGCUUUCGAUGUGUCUCUAAACUCCGUCCUGUUAAAAGGCCCUGAUCAACUGUGUUCGUUGCUGACGAUCCUGCUUCAGUUCCGCGAGCGUCGAGUAGCGUUGACCGGAGAUAUACGCGAGAUGUUCCACCAAUUGCGAAUUCGGGAGGAAGAUCAACAAUGCCAGCGCUUCUUGUGGGAUGACGAAAACGGCGAAAUUGCAACCUAUGUUAUGCAGGUUAUGACUUUUGGAGCCUGCUGCUCCCCUAGUAGCGCCCAAUUCAUUAAGAAUUUAAAUGCCAAUCGCUUCUCCAAUCAGUUCCCGGCCGCCGUCGAAUCGAUAACAAAGCGUCACUAUGUAGACGACUUGUUGGUGAGUGUAGACACGGAGCAAGAAGCGAUUCAGUUAGCGCAGGACAUCAAGUACGUACAUUCGGAAGGCGGGUUUGAGAUACGCAACUGGAUGAGUAACUCGGAGGUAGUGCUAUCACGAUUACAGGACAGUUCUCUAGAAGAGAAGAGUCUUGAUCUGCAGUCAGAAAUGGGCACUGAGAAAGUCUUGGGCAUGUGGUGGUGCAUGGCCUCAGAUGUAUUCACGUAUAAAGUCGGGUGGACCCGUUUCGACCAAGCACUGCUGGAAGGCCAGCGACGACCGACUAAGCGAGAGAUCCUACGCGUGUUGAUGACUAUCUUUGAUCCUCUAGGACUUAUCGCUCACUUCUUGGUGUAUCUCAAGAUUCUGCUGCAGGAAGUUUGGCGAUCCGGAGUCCAAUGGGACGAGAAAAUCGGAGACGAAUUAUUCAGGAAAUGGCAAAGGUGGCUGAGAGUUCUGCCACAGGUGGAAAUGGUCCGAAUUCCACGAUGUUACAACCUUCAUUCGUCCCCAGCGAAUAGUUGCGAUACGCAGCUACAUACAUUUGUUGAUGCGAGCGAGAAUGGGAUAGCAGCUGUAUGUUAUCUGAGAUUCGUUCGCGAUGACGUUACUCAAUGCUCAAUCGUUGCAGCUAAAACUCGCGUAGCACCGUUGAAGUUUGUCUCAAUCCCAAAGCUGGAGCUCCAAGCAGCUGUAGUCGGUGCAAGACUCGCACGAGCUGUUGGCGAGUCUCUCUCCAUCUCAAUCAAUAAUCGAGUGUUCUGGACCAAUUCGCGCGACGUUCUCUGCUGGAUCAAUUCAGACCAUCGACGUUACACACAGUUCGUAGCAUUCCGUGUCGGCGAACUCCUUGAAACUACGGAAGCUACUGAGUGGCGUUGGGUCCCUACAAAACUUAACGUAGCAGACGAUGGAACAAAAUGGGAGAGAGGGCCAGAUUUGACGCGUAACAGCAGAUGGUUUACCGGUCUGGAUUUUCUUUGGCAACCAGUGUCGGAAUGGCCCCAGCCAACGAUUACUCAUGGCUCAACGAAGACUGAACUGCGUCCACAUUUACUGUUUCAUCGAGCGGUUCCUGAUCCACUGUGCUGUGUGACCAAUUUCUCUAAUUGGCGGCGCCUGAUCAACGUGAUCGCAGCUGUUUUCCGUUUCCCAGCAAAUUGUCGCUUAAAACGUCGCAAGCAGCCGAUCCAAACGGGACCUUUUUCAAUGGAGGAAUUAAGCGUAGCGGAAAACUAUUUAAUUAGCCUAGCUCAGCUUGCCGCAUAUCCCGAUGAAAUGACAGUCCUGUCCCAGUCAAAACUGCAGGAAUGUCCGGCCAAAAGGUUGAUUCACAAGAGCAGUCCGCUGUAUAAGCUCACCCCGUGGAUAGACGAUUGUGGAAUUCUUCGAAUGCGAACUAGAAUUGCAGCUUGUCAGUUCGCCACAGAGGACGCUAGAAGUCCAAUCAUCCUACCACGUGACCACCAUGUAACCAAACUGAUAGUCUCGCACUACCACGGUAAAUAUCACCACCUGAACCACGAGACCGUUAUCAAUGAACUACGCCAAAAGUACCACAUCUCCCGAAUCCGUGUCAUUUACGCCAAGGUUCGCACAAACUGCCAACGCUGCAAAAAUGAAUCGUCGGUGCCAAACCCUCCAAUAAUGGCAGACUUGCCAGAUGCGCGGCUCGCUGCUUUCUCGCUCCCCUUCACGCACAUAGGAGUUGACUACUUUGGGCCUAUGGAAGUCGUGCUUAGCAGACGCGUAGAGAAACGAUGGGGAAUGCUAGUCAUCUGUCUGACUACCCGUGCAAUUCACAUCGAGGUCGUCAACUCAUUAAGCACCGAUUCCUGCAUCUUGGCACUUCGCAACGUCAUUGCUCGUCGUGGCACUCCUAGACGGAUUCACAGCGACCGCGGGACGAAUUUUGUCGGUGCAUCUCGAGAAUUGAGAGAAGCUGCUGAUUUGAUUGAUCAAAAUGCUAUAAUGAAGGAGUUUGUAAGCCCAGAAACCGAAUGGGUAUUCAACCCACCGUCCGCCCCGCACAUGGGUGGUAGUUGGGAGCGCCUGAUCCGUACCGUCAAAAAAAAACCUGAUGGCAACUUUACCUUCACGAAAGCCCUCCGAUGA